GGUGAAAAAAAAGAAUCCAACUUUUUAAUUGAUUUCCUUAUGGGAGGUGUUUCAGCUGCCGUUGCUAAAACCGCCGCUGCUCCUAUUGAAAGAGUUAAAUUAUUAAUUCAAAAUCAAGAUGAAAUGAUCAAACAAGGUCGUUUAUCUCACAAAUACGGUGGUAUUAUUGACUGUUUCAAGAGAACUGCUGGUGAAGAAGGUAUUGUCUCUUUCUGGAGAGGUAACACUGCUAACGUUAUCAGAUAUUUCCCAACUCAAGCUUUGAAUUUUGCUUUCAAAGAUAAAAUCAAAUCUUUAUUUGCUUUCAAAAGAGAAGAAGGUUACUGGACUUGGUUUGCUGGUAACUUAGCUUCUGGUGGUGCUGCCGGUGCUUUGUCCUUAUUAUUUGUUUACUCUUUGGAUUAUGCUAGAACCAGAUUGGCCAAUGAUGCUAAAUCUGUUAAAAAAGCUGGUGGUGAAAGACAAUUUAACGGUUUGAUUGAUGUUUACAAGAAGACUAUUCAAUCUGAUGGUCUUGCUGGUUUAUACAGAGGUUUCGGUCCAUCUGUUGUCGGUAUUAUUGUUUACAGAGGUUUAUACUUUGGUUUAUACGAUUCCUUAAAACCAGUUGUUUUAACCGGUAACUUGGAUGGUAACUUCUUAGCCUCAUUCUUGCUCGGUUGGUGUGUUACCACUGGUGCUUCUACUGCCUCUUAUCCAUUAGAUACCGUCAGAAGAAGAAUGAUGAUGACAUCUGGUCAAGCUGUCAAAUAUGAUGGUACCUUUGACUGUUUUAAGAAGAUUGUUGCCGCUGAAGGUGUUCCAUCCUUAUUCAAGGGUUGUGGUGCUAACAUUUUAAGAGGUGUUGCCGGUGCUGCUGUCAUCUCCAUGUACGAUCAAUUACAAUUGUUAUUAUUCGGAAAGAAAUUCAAAUAAACUAAUUAAUCUAUAAAUGGCUUAAUCGAAAAGAAUAAUAUAAAUAGAAAAUAUUCAAAUGAAAUUUUAAAAAAAAUCGAAAAAUCAAAAUCUAAAAAAAUCAUAAACUGGAUUCUCCAUACUAAUAAUAUUUCAAACAACCUCUUUCUUUCAUGAUGAAAAAUAUUCUUCUAAUUUAUUUUGAUAUAAUUUUAUUUGUAAAUAGAUUGUUUUAAGGUUAUCAAUACUUUUGAAUCUUAAAUAAUGAAAAUAACAAAAACACUUAUUGGUUGCUUUGUUUUUAAAAUUUUAUUUCUCUAUUUUUUUUAUUUAUUUAUUUCUUCUAUUUAUAUAAUUUAUUUAGUUUAAAUUAUUAAUUAAUAUUCAUAUCUUCUAACUCACAACUGACACAA
Molecule: messenger RNA, 1307 nt
Organism: Ascoidea rubescens DSM 1968
Lineage: Eukaryota; Fungi; Ascomycota; Saccharomycetes; Ascoideales; Ascoideaceae
Product: ADP,ATP carrier protein
Exons: 1
Coding region: 40-915 (291 amino acids)
Biological process (GO): mitochondrial ADP transmembrane transport; mitochondrial ATP transmembrane transport
Cellular component (GO): mitochondrial inner membrane
Molecular function (GO): ATP:ADP antiporter activity
Source: RefSeq, a predicted model, not a curated record